CAAACUUCAAACACCAAACUUCAAUUCCCUCCUGCCAGCCUGAGAUGUGGGGCGGAUACGUUGAAAAGAGGAAGGAAGAUCCUUGACGUUCAGCGCUCAGAAACACCGCGAUGGCUGCCGAGGUUGCUUCUGUCGUUGCCGCGUUUGGCGCGCUUUCCACCGCUGAUCAGGACAAGGUUCGGGAGGCGUUGCUACAUGGGGACAAAGGCAAUGCAGCGGUGGACAAUGCAGGCGCUAAGCCGCGGGGCAAGAUUCAGGCCAUGAGCGCGGAGGUGGUGGACAGCAAUCCAUAUAGUCGGCUGAUGGCCCUCCAGCGGAUGGGCAUCGUGGCCAACUACCAGGACAUCCGCAGCUUCACAGUGGCCAUUGUGGGGAUGGGCGGCGUCGGCAGCGUUGCAGCCGAGAUGCUGACACGCUGUGGUAUCGGGCGGCUGCUGCUGUAUGACUACGACACUGUCGAGUUAGCCAACAUGAAUCGCCUCUUCUUUCGCCCCGAGCACGUGGGCAUGACCAAGACAGAUGCUGCUGCCAAAACGCUGGCGGAGAUCAACCCCGAUGUGGAGCUGGAGAGCUUCACGAGCAACAUCACAACGGUGGACGGCUUCGAGGGCUUUGUGCGCAGCCUGACUCAGGCCCCUCUGGGGUUCCAGGCAGAGCCGCCUCUGCCGGGAGGGCCGGUGCGCGGCAAGGGCAGCCGGGUGGACCUCGUCCUGAGUUGUGUCGAUAACUACGAGGCACGGAUGACAAUCAACCAGGCGUGCAACGAGCUGGGCCAGCCGUGGAUGGAGAGCGGCGUGUCGGAGGACGCGGUGUCGGGCCACAUCCAGCUGCUGCUCCCGGGGGAGACCGCCUGCUUCGCGUGUGUGCCGCCGCUGGUGGUUGCUUCCGGCAUCGACGAGCGCACGCUGAAGCGCGAGGGCGUGUGCGCGGCGUCGCUACCGACCACGAUGGGCAUGGUGGCCGGCCUGCUCGUGCAAAAUAGCCUGAAGUACCUCCUCCGCUUCGGCACCGUCUCGCGCUACCUGGGCUACAAUGCGCUGGCGGACUUCUUCCCCACCAUGGAGAUGCGCCCCAAUGUGCAGUGCGAUAAUGCUGCCUGCCGCGCCCGCCAGGCCGAGUACGCCGCUUUGGCGCCGGAACGCGAGGCUGCGGCGCGGGCUGCCCAGGCCGCGGCUGCUGCAGUGGAGGAGCCGCAGGUGGUGCACGCCGACAACGAGUGGGGCAUCGCAGUCGAGGAAGGGGACGGCGAGGGGGCAGCCGCGGGAGGGAGCGGACAGCAGAGCGGAUCAACAGAAGCUGCACCUGCGCUUCCGGACGGGAUCCAAUAUUUGAUGGCGAAAAGAGACGAGGUUGACGAGAGCACAUUGGCGGAGCUAGCAGUAGGCAGAACAGACACAUCUCUUGACGACUUACAAAAACAGUUGGAUGCGCUGAACAGUGGACCUUGAUUGUUUCACCCCUGAAACAACAUUUACAAGAGUUGAAGCUCACAGGGACUGUCACGUGCCAGUGCUCAAUGUGGGUUAUGAUCAACUCUGGACAUGGCUUUGCAGCCAAGCAAGCUGCAGAGUCAACUCAUUGUACCGUCCCGAUCCUCAUGGCACAAUUACGUAUAGCUCAAGGCCCAAGGGCGUUAAUAAACCGUGCUCAGCUAGUUACCAUCAACAGUGACC
Molecule: messenger RNA, 1673 nt
Organism: Klebsormidium nitens
Lineage: Eukaryota; Viridiplantae; Streptophyta; Klebsormidiophyceae; Klebsormidiales; Klebsormidiaceae
Source: the annotation of a GenBank genome assembly